This is a messenger RNA of Setaria italica (foxtail millet), 1365 nucleotides long. RefSeq lists its product as uncharacterized. The transcript has 4 exons. NCBI's taxonomy places the organism in Eukaryota, Viridiplantae, Streptophyta, Magnoliopsida, Poales, Poaceae. Bases 226 to 981 code for a protein of 251 amino acids. The record is from RefSeq and is a predicted model, not a curated record.
CACACCGGUGCUGUGAUACUUGUCGCUGCUUGCUUUCCUUUCCCCCGCCCGGUCUACAAAGACCUCAGCUUUCCUACCCCCACUUCUUUCUUCCAAAGCCUCGCCUUUUUCCCUUCCUCUCGUCUUCCCUCUCGUCUCUCUCUCUCUCCCUCCAAAUCCCUCCUUCCUUCUCUCUUUCCACAUUCAUCCUGCUCUGCAGCUAGCUGCUUUGGUUGAGGAUCGGAAAUGGCAAUCGAAGAUGAAUCGCCGCAGCUCAGAGUCAACACCACCAGAGGCGGCGCCAUGGGAGGAGGGGAGUGCGACGGGGCGGAGAACCAGCGGUGGCCGCCGUGGCUCAAGCCGCUGCUGGGGACGAGCUUCUUCGGUCAAUGCAAGCUGCACGCGGACGCGCACAAGAGCGAGUGCAACAUGUACUGCCUCGACUGCAUGAACGGCGCACUCUGCUCCCAGUGCCUCGCCUACCACCGCGAUCACCACGCCAUCCAGAUACGGAGGUCCUCCUACCACGACGUGAUCCGGGUGUCGGAGAUUCAGAAGGUGCUGGACAUCACCGGCGUGCAGACGUACAUCAUCAACAGCGCGCGCGUGGUGUUCCUGAACGAGCGCCCGCAGCCGAGGCCCGGCAAGGGCGUCACCAACACCUGCGAGGUCUGCGAGCGCAGCCUCCUCGACACCUUCCGCUUCUGCUCCCUCGGCUGCAAGAUCGUGGGCACCUCCGGCGAGUUCCGCAUCCGGAAGAAGCACGCCGCCAUCAAGAAGAAGAAGAAGCUGCCGCACAAGGGCGGCGCCGCGGCGGCGGCGGCGUCGGACUCGGAGGACGACUCGUCGACGAGCACGAGCGGCGGGAGCGACAAGAGCAGCGUGGUGCAGAGCUUCACCCCGUCGACCCCGCCGGCCACCGCCAACAGCUUCCGCACCGGGAAGCGGCGCAAGGGCGUGCCGCACCGGUCGCCGUUCGGCAGCCUCAUGGUGGAGUUCUAGAACGCGGCCACGCGGCCGCCCCUCGCCAAGGAAGAAACCAGCGGUACACCACACCACUGUAGCAUACGCACCCCUACAUACCAUACUACUCUAUAGCUGUUGGAUCGACCGAUCUGCAUACCAUAGCCAGCCAAAAAGGAGGUAAUGCAAGCAAUAACGAAGGGCCCCAUUGCACGCCUGCGCUUCUGGUAGGUUUCAAAAAAAAGAGGAGGCCGGUGCAGUGCGGCACGGUUACUUCACAUAGUAGUCUUACUGUGCUAGUGGGCCUUGUUUAGUUGGCCAAUUUGGGAGAUGCAAAAUUCCUGUUCCAGCACUGUAGCACACUGUAGCGUUUCGUUUGUAUUUGUGAAUUAUUGUCCAAAUAUUGACUAAUUAGGCUCAAAA